This is a messenger RNA of Harmonia axyridis, 2885 nucleotides long. RefSeq names its product spermatogenesis-associated protein 20. The record is from RefSeq and is a predicted model, not a curated record. The transcript has 10 exons. Lineage: Eukaryota; Metazoa; Arthropoda; Insecta; Coleoptera; Coccinellidae. The coding region runs from base 200 to 2698 and encodes 832 amino acids. Gene Ontology annotation, biological process: carbohydrate metabolic process.
AAUCGUUGGAAUGUUUAGAUCACAGAUAAUAUAAUAGUUCGCCUUGACCUCUGUCAUAUGGUCGACCAAUAAGCAUCUUCCGACCUUUUUGAAUACCUACUGAAAAUAGAUUUUUUGUAUUUGAUUUAAUUAUUAUUGAUGAAACGUUUUGGCGAAUUUCAUUCAAUAUGAUCUUUCCAAAAAUGCGAGAAUUACCAUAAUGAUAUCGACUCUUUUUCGUGAAGUUAUCAUGCGAAACGUAAUUCGAAGAUUGUCAAGUGAAUCCUUGAUUUCUAAUCAUUUUUGCGCUAUUAAUCCAUAUCCUACGGUUUCACGAUCAAAUAUUGUAGAAAGGAGGAUUUUUCAAACCUUAAAUGCUUCUAGUAUCACUUGGAUUAGAAAAAUGUCUGACUCUGUAGCAGGUCCUUCUCUGGGUUCAGCUUCAGGAAAAACACAUUCAAAAAAUAGAUUAAUAUUAGAAAAGUCACCCUAUUUAUUACAACAUGCUACAAACCCAGUUGAUUGGUAUCCAUGGGGAGAGAAAGCGUUUGAAAAGGCACGCAAAGAAAAUAAACUUAUUUUCCUCUCAAUCGGAUACUCUACUUGUCACUGGUGUCAUGUAAUGGAGAAAGAAUCUUUUGAAAAUGAAGCUACGGCAGAAAUAAUGAACAAAUACUUUGUAAAUAUAAAAGUUGACAGAGAAGAACGACCAGAUGUUGAUCACAUGUAUAUGGAUUUCGUUCAAGCUACAAUUGGGGGUGGAGGUUGGCCUUUGUCUGUGUUUCUUACUCCCACACUAGAACCUUUGGCUGGAGGCACUUAUUUCCCUCCUGAAAAUAUGCUAGGGAGACCUGGUUUCAAAACCGUUCUCAAGAAUAUAGCUGAAAUGUGGGCAGAAAAAAAGACAGUUUUGGAGACUGCUGGUCAAAAAGCUCUGGAAGUUUUGAAGAGUGUGUCAGUAAGUGAUUUGGAAUCCAGUGGACCUGGAAAAAUUUCUGUUCCUGAUGAAAACUCUGUGAGACAAUGUUUCCACCAAUUUGAAAGAUCUUUUGAUGAGGGAUUUGGGGGUUUUUCUAAAGCUCCCAAAUUCCCACAACCUUCAAAUUUUAAUUUUCUAUUUCAUGUCUAUUCAAGAGAUAGGGAAAGUCCUGAAGGUAUUCGAGCUUUGAAUAUGUGUUUGAAGACAUUAAAAAAAAUCGCAUAUGGGGGAAUACACGAUCAUGUUAAUUCAGGUUUUGCCAGAUACUCUGUUGAUAGCAAAUGGCAUGUACCACAUUUCGAAAAAAUGCUUUAUGAUAAUGCUCAAUUAGCUGUGAGUUUUUGUGAUGCUUUUGUUGCCUCCAAAGACCAAUUUUUCUCAGAUAUAGUCCACGAUAUUCUUACUUUCGUGAAUAGAGAUUUGGGACAUGAAUUAGGAGGUUUCUAUGGUGCUGAAGAUGCAGACUCCUAUCCAAAACAUGGAGCUGCUGAGAAGAAAGAGGGUGCUUUUUGUGUUUGGGAAUACUCAGAAUUGGAAGAAUUCCUUAAUUUUGAAAGGGAAAAUACACAAGUAUUUGAACUGUUUGCUCAUCAUUUCGGCGUGAAAAAGAAUGGAAAUGUACCGCCCCAAUGUGACCCACAUGGGGAACUUCUUGAGAAGAACAUCCUCUGCUGUUUCGGGAGCUAUGAAGAGACAGCUUCAAAGUUCAACAUAACAGUGCCAAAGCUCAAAGAGAUAUUGCAGGAAUGCCUUGGAAUUCUCUACAAAGAGAGACAGAAAAGGCCCAAACCCAUCACAGACACCAAAAUGGUUACCGCAUGGCAAGGUCUCAUGAUUUGCGGCUUUGCUAAAGCAGGUUUCGUUCUUAAAGACCAGAGAUACAUCAACAGAGCCAUUUUGGCUGCUAAUUUUGUCAAGAAGUUUCUAUAUGAUGAGGGGACUAAGACAUUGUGGAGGUGUUGUUAUCGAGGGGACAAUAAUGAAAUCGUGCAAAUCAAUAACCCCAUAAAAGGAUUUUUAGAAGAUUAUGCCUUCCUGAUCAGGGGUCUCUUGGAUCUUUAUGAGGCCUCACUGGAUGCGGAUUGGCUACAAUGGGCAGAAGUCCUUCAGGAAACUCAGGAUAGACUAUUCUGGGAUUCCACAGGGAUGGGAUACUUUUCUAGUCCUGCUGGUGAUUCAAGUAUUAAGAUUCGAUCAAAAGAAGAUCAAGAUGGUGCCGAACCUAGUGGCAACUCUGUAUCUGUGCACAACCUCCUGAGACUGGCGGCUUACCUGGACAGACAAGACUUGAAGUCGAAAGCUGGUAGGAUCCUUACAGUAUUCUCUAAAAGGUUGAAGAGUAUACCAAGAGCAUUUCCUGAAAUGUUAUCAGGACUCUUGCUUUACCAUGACGCCCCGACUCAGGUGUUUAUAGCGGGAGAUGCUAGCGACCAAAACACUGAAGCUCUCGUGGAUGUCCUCAGAAGUAGACUCAUACCAGGCAGAGUCUUGGCAGUGACAGAUGGAAAAGAAGGGAUCCUUUACAAAAGGCAUCAAACACUAGCUCGAUUGAGGCCUAUAGGUGGUAAACCUGCAGCGUAUGUAUGCAGGAACUUUGCUUGUUCUCUGCCAGUAACUGAACCAGAAGACUUGGCAGAUUCCUUGGAUGCCAAGUGCAGUUUGGCAAGCAACACCAGAGAAAGACUGGUGGAUACCCUACAACCUUCAUCAAGCGGUGAAGAACCCCACAAGGGGAAAUAAAAUUGAUUAGCCUGUUUAAUUUUUUUUUUUGAAUCGAAAUAUCUUGGACAAGAACUGCUUUAUGGGCACAGAGAUCGAGAUUGUACAAUGGGAAGCUGUGAUUAGAUGUUCGCAUGAUAUACUCUCAUAAUAUAUAAAGAAAAUUGAAAUCCUAAAUAAUAUUCGAAUAAAGUAUAUUUAAUUACAA